This is a messenger RNA of Candidula unifasciata, 600 nucleotides long. NCBI's taxonomy places the organism in Eukaryota, Metazoa, Mollusca, Gastropoda, Stylommatophora, Geomitridae. The record is from the annotation of a GenBank genome assembly.
AUGAUUGAGAGUGUGCAAGCGAGGCAGCGCGGGGCCUUCAACUUUGAGGACCACUAUGAAAAUCUGUGUGCACUUCAAGAUUCAGCUCCUCUUGCUGCUGUAAAGGCACACCUGGCCAAAGGGGUCCUUGAUCUGAAUGGCGAUCGCAUCAGGUUAAAUGAUUGGUCUCCGAUCAUCAACACAAUCAAAAUCAACAGGAGCCUGCAGUUGAUCGCUGUUCGAAGCUUUUGUCAGGCCCCAGCGUCAGAAGAUGGAAAUAAAAUGGCUGUACUCAAACACAAACUUGCAGCCAUCAGAUCAAAGGAGAUAACUCACAGGCUGGUGAAGGCACUGAAGGACUGUCUGCUGAUCUCCCCUACACUGUCCUGUAUCGAGCUGCAGGGACUAGCCCUGAGACGCAGCGAUUUGUUGGUGUUGGUCAAGGGCCUCUCAAAAAGUCAAACACUGCGCCAUUUAUCCCUGGAGCAGUGUCGGAUUGGAGACAAGGGACUGGAAGUUUUGUGUAGCGGACUGAAGAACUCAAAGUUUAUCAACUCUGUCAAUCUCAGUGGAUGUAGCAUCACUCCUUCUGGUGCAGAGGCUUUAGCGGGGGUGAUCAAG